AUGGAAAGCCUUAUGUCUAAGUAUUGGUGGAGUUCGGGUGGCAGGAAAGGUGUGAGUUGGUUUAGUUGGAGGAAACUAUGCAAAACUAAGAACUCUAGAGGGAUGGGUUUUCGGAGUUUGCGUGAGUAUAAUCUGUCUUUGUUGGGCCGAGUUGGGUGGCAAUCCGAGUUUUAUAUAUGGCGUAGUGUCUUUGAGUCACAAACGCUGCUCAAAGAUGGUGCUCGUAGGAGAAUAGGACCUGGUUCAUCUACUGAGGUGCUUAACACGCCUUGGCUGUUGUCUGAAGAUAAUCCGUGUGUGGUCUCUAAUCAUCCGGCACUGACCAAUUGUAAAGUGUCUCAACUCAUGAAGCCAGGUAGUAGACAAUGGGACUUGGAGCUUAUUGAGAACUUGUUUGAUUCCCAUUAUGUUGAGCUCAUCAAACAGUCGGUCAAUGGUAGUUGGAACUCCUCUAUUGAGGAUGAUGUUUGGAGGAUGUUGUGGAAGAUUAAAGCUCCUCUAAGGUUUUACAUUUUGUUUGGAAAUCUUUCGGGUUGUUUGCCUACGCAUACUCAACUUUCUAGUAAACAUGUUCCGGUGGAGUUGCAUUGUGUGUUGUGCAGCUAUGGGGAAGAGUCAAUGUUCCAUGUUUUGGUUCAAUGCCCCUUUGCUCAUUCAUGUUGGCUCCACUCUGCGUUAGGUGUUGGCCAUUCCACAACAAACAAUUUUUUUGACUGGUUUAUGGAAGUGUUGGCAGUGGGCAAUAUGGGGUUGGUGGAAGAAGCCGUCAUGGUUGGUUGGGCAAUUUGGAAGGCUCGGAAUGAUAUACUUUGGAAUGGUAGAAGCUGUAGUGCUGCUGAUGUUAUUUGGCUGGCUCGUACCACUCUUCGACAAUGGACGAGUGCUCAGUCUAAGCGGCUGGGCUCGGUGUCUCUGGCUUCCAAUCGCACUGACACAAGAGAUUACUGGUCCAAACCGGCUGCUGGUCAAUUAAAAAUUAAUGUGGAUGGGGCGGUUUUUGAAGCCACAAAUAAGAUAGGCACGAGUUUUGUAGCACGUGACUGCGAUGACUGA
Cannabis sativa is the source of this 1053-nucleotide messenger RNA. RefSeq lists its product as uncharacterized. NCBI's taxonomy places the organism in Eukaryota, Viridiplantae, Streptophyta, Magnoliopsida, Rosales, Cannabaceae. The record is from RefSeq and is a predicted model, not a curated record. The transcript has 3 exons. Bases 1 to 1053 code for a protein of 350 amino acids.